UCGCCUGCAACGCGAUCUGGUCAAUUUUAUCGGGGUCGUAGAUCAAUAGUGACGUAAAGUGCGUGGGAUGACUAAACCUAGCUCGACUCCACACCGAGCCGCCCGUAUUUUGACAGGCAGCUUUGUCAGAUCUCACGGUGAGACUCCUGACAUUAUGCUAAGCUAGCCAGAGGCUAGUAGUAGUAGUGGAGGCUAGGGAGAAAGCGUAGGCAAUGUUAAUCUACAGGGGGAGAAGAGCUCCUCGUUGAGACCACCAUGGAUACCCUCAGAAACCUUCUAAGGACCUCGCCUCCAGCGCGGCCGCAGACGGUGUCUGAACGGGUCGUCGGUGCCUUGACGACACCCCUCGAUCCCCGGGCCUUCUCGCCGCAGAAUCCCCACUUCAUCCCUCUACCUGGCUCGAAGCCGAUUCCGGUCUGGGCCGCCAUCCUGCCUCCUUUGAGCUACUAUGUCGCACUGACGCUGCUUCCGCCUCUGUCUCAUCACGGUGCUUUUUCUUCUUCAGCAGUAGCAGCAACGGGGAAGUGGCAAACACUAGCUACCUCGCUCCGAUUCGCCCUUGCCACCAUCAGCAUUGUGACAUUUGCGGUUCUGCCAUUCGCAUACCACGUACCCGGCAGCGCCAUUCUCACCUACCAGCUCGGACUCGUGGGCUGCUACGGUGCAUGCCGCGUUUUUGACGUCUUCUUCCUCUCUUAUCCUCGCGUGCCGAGGCGCCUGAGGCUGGACACGAGCAAACCAGCGACUGGAAGACAGUAUCCCAGCGAGCUGCCAAAUGAACAAUGGCCGACGCAAGACCAUCCCGUUGGAUUCAAAGCUAGACUCUGGUGGGCGUUGGACCUGCUCAUUAGUAUGAGAGGUGUGGGCUGGGACUAUGCGUCGCCCGACGUGAGACACGACACCAAUCCCUGGCAGCCGCCAAGCCGUCGCCAGUUGCACCGAGCCUUUUUCAAGAUUGGUCCUGUGCUGGCCGUCUGCCUAUUCGGUCUUCGUGCCAUGCACGCAUCCGACUACAUGGUCACCGGCAUGAGCAUCACGCGGCUGCCCGUUGGCCUCCGGCCGUUGUUUGUCGCAUUCACCGGCGUCUCGCUCUAUGCCCUCUUUGACUUUGGCUACACCGUCGUCUCUGCCCUUGCUCUGCCCGUCCUGAGGCUCAUCGCCCCCUCGGCCACGGCAGCAGCGCAGCCGAGCGAGGAGCUGCACAACGUCGACUUCUUCCCCUUGCUCAACCCCGUCAAUCUAACGGAGCUACGCAGCGUGCGGUGCUUCUGGAGCAAGUGCUGGCAUCGUCUCUUCCACCGUGCCUUCCUCGUCUAUGGCGUGCUGCCCUUUCAACGACUGGCGCUACUCAUCGAAUACGCCUUCAGGUGGAUCGUCGCUCGCGCGCAGGGACGUGCUGCACCAUCAACACCCUUUGCCGACGGUCGGCCCUCGCCAGCCCGGCACGCAGACCCGGGACGGGUGCUGAAUCGGGGCCAGGGCGACUGGGGAAAGGUCGUGGGCGCCUUUGUGGCCAGCGGUGCGAUCCACGCCGUCAGCGAGCGAGCGGCGCUCGGGGGCAGACUGGCGCUUCCCCCGCAGCACGCCACGGUGCUCCUGGCGGCUGGUAAAGGAGGCAGCCAUGGGAGUGGCAUUUGGAGUGUCACGUCAUUUUUGCCACCGUUCAGCGGCGCAGGCGAAUUCACCUUUUUUCUGCUGAAUGGGCUCGCUGUCGUGGUCGAGGCCGUGGUAGGCAAAAUUGUCAUGGCACAGAGACGAAAAGAGCUCCAAAAAGCAAAAGGCAGCAGUGUACAACCACGGUGGUAUGACAUUUACAUCCAGCUGACGUGGACACUCACUGUCCUCCUGACGUCUGGCGAGCUCUUUGUAGAGGGCUGGCUCGCCUCUGGCCUCGUCGAUGAGCUCACAUUUCGCAGCCAUUGA
Messenger RNA from Acaromyces ingoldii, 1923 nucleotides. RefSeq lists its product as hypothetical. The record is from RefSeq and is a predicted model, not a curated record. Lineage: Eukaryota; Fungi; Basidiomycota; Exobasidiomycetes; Exobasidiales; Cryptobasidiaceae. The transcript has 4 exons. Bases 256 to 1923 code for a protein of 555 amino acids. Gene Ontology annotation, biological process: lipid metabolic process.